Sciurus carolinensis (gray squirrel) is the source of this 927-nucleotide messenger RNA. Its product is annotated as vomeronasal type-1 receptor 3-like. NCBI's taxonomy places the organism in Eukaryota, Metazoa, Chordata, Mammalia, Rodentia, Sciuridae. The record is from RefSeq and is a predicted model, not a curated record. Gene Ontology annotation, biological process: G protein-coupled receptor signaling pathway. The transcript has a single exon. Gene Ontology annotation, molecular function: pheromone receptor activity. Bases 34 to 927 code for a protein of 297 amino acids. Gene Ontology annotation, cellular component: membrane.
UUACAAACAAGUUUUUCUGCCUAUGACUAAGAAAUGGUUUUGUGUCUUGUCAAGGGAAUGAUGGUUGUGUUUCUCACAGGACUUGGUGUUGUGGGGAACAUCUUUAUUCUUAUGAACUAUAUGUGUUUGUUUAGAAGCACCAUGAAAUCUGCACACCUUAUUCUCAUCCAUUUGGCUUUUACAAAUAUUUUAACUCUUCUUACAGGAGGAAUGCCAAGGACAAUAUCCAGUUUUGGGUUGAGGAGCCUCAUAGAUGAUAUAGCCUGUAAGACUGUAAUUUACCUCAAUAGGGUGGCCCGGGGCCUGUACAUCAGCACCACCAGUCUCCUCACGUUGGUCCAGACCAUCACCAUCAGCCCCAGAGCCUCCAGGUGGAGGAGGCUGCAGCCAAGGUCUGCAUGGAGCAUCCUUCCCUUGUUGCUCUUCUUCUGGAUUCUCAAUUCCUUGAUAAGCAUGAACUUACCAUUUUACAUAAAAAAUAUCAACAGGAUGAACACAUCACAAAUUAUUAGCAAUUAUAACCACUGCUAUUUUCAAUCACAAAACUGGAUUAUUAGAUGGCUUUUUAUUGCUCUCAUGGUCCUUCGAGAUGCUGUGCUCCAGGGUGUCAUGGGCUUGGCCAGUGGCUACAUGGUCUUCCUCCUCCACAAGCACCACCAGCAUGUCCUCUACCUUCAGACCUCCAAGCUCCUCUACAAAAUUCCCCCUGAGAUGAAGGCUGCUCAAAGUGUUCUCCUUCUGUUGCUCUGUUUUCUCUUCUUCUAUUGGACAGAUUGUUUUAUGGCUUUAUAUGUGACUUUCUCAUUAGAGAAGCAUUUCAUAGAAGUAAGUGCUCUAGAAUUUGUGGACCUUGGCUAUGCAAUCCUGAGCUCAUUUUUGCUGAUUCACAAGGAUGGACACCUGACUAAAUGUUGGCCUGCUCAGUGA